CACGGCGUCCAUAGAAACGAGGAAGUCAGAGAGUAAAACAGCGAAUGCAAAAUGAAUUAAUUUAGAAGAAAUCACUUUCAAGUUUAUCUAGGUGGCUGACAAGAAAGCAGUCUGUUACAAAUGUCUAUAAAGCAACCAUCCACUCAUUCGCCACCAACGGUGCCAAAGACAAAGGAUCGAAGGAUCAAGCCCAGCCAGUCUAUGUCUAUAGCAGAGCGCGACAGAGAGCUUGCAGAACUGAAGGAGAAAUUGGUGCUGCUUGAACCCACAAAUCCCAUACCCACAUCCCUGAAGAAUGACUUCAUCCCAGAUGAGAUUCUCCUUACUCUCACAUCUACAGUCAAACCCUCCAGUCCUACCCACGUUCUGGGACCUCCUAGGAUCACAAGGACACCAAAGGAAUUCAAGGGCCAUGGUCUCAGAGGGGCAGACCCAGUGUGGCGCUAUCCUGAACGCCGAAAUAAAUACAAGUAUUUUUUUGACCAACCCACCUCUGUGACAGGUGCUGGCAGGGAUAUCUCCUUUUUGUGUGAUGGAAUUGCAUCUAAAAGGGCAAUAACACCUGUGCCUUCUCCUUCAGAUGUGAGCUGUGCACAAGACAAGCAAGAUCAUUUCCAAAAUGCAUCCAAACAGGAACUCGGACUGAUGGAAAGCUUGAUUCCAGAGGAAUAUCACAUUGUGAAGAACAAAGGAGUGCUGGGACUAGAGUGCUAUGAGGAUAAAUACACAGUGCUGUUGGAAGACAGUGACAAGAGACUUAGAGUUUUUCCCUCACUGAAGCCCAGUGGGAGGCUUGAGGCUGUCCAGCUGAUGAGGGUGAUGGACACUAUGCUGGAAAAGGCAGGGAUUAGUGAUGACAUCAGUGAAGUUACAGACCUCUCACAGAUGCACAGCCUUUUAGAACUGGUGAAAAUCGAGCAGAACAUCUACAAUGUUGUUUUCCAUGAGCUCAUUCGCCAGAUCACAGUAGAGUGUGCAGAACGUGGGAAACUGCUGUCUAAGCUCAGGCAGAGAUACAUUUUACUUUUGGACCGGAUCCCCCGUCAGUUGAAAAGCCUCCAUACAGAGACAGUGGCUUUGCGGGCACUGGACAGACGACUCACUGAGGAGAUUGUAUGCUUUAAAACUUCCAUUGGACAACUCCACAAUGAGCUGACCCUGCUGAGACAGCAUGACUUGAGAGUAUCCAAAGCAGCUGAGUGUGCACAGGAGGAGAUGGCCAGGGUUCUGCAGCAGGCCCAGAAAAAUGCAGACCUUGUAGGAGAGUACCAUGAGCUGUAUGAGAUGCAAAGGCGCAGGCUAGAGUCCCAGGUGUCUCAUCUCACUGAGGAAAGAGACCUGUGGAGCAGAGUCACUUACAGCCUUGCAUUGAAGGUAAUUAAAGCAAAUAAUCUCCACUUUGCAAGUAAACUUCAAAUUAGUGAACAGACAUGGUCUAAAACAGCAGAACAUUUUACAAUUCUCCUGAUGUCCAAGGACACAGAAGACUUCGGACAGAUCUUACAACUGGCAGAUCAGUGGAAGUCAUUGGUGGGUCAUUUUAUGCAGGACCUUCGGCAGUCAGAGAACUCUGUUUUUGAAAAAGUGAAGAUGAUUGAAGCAAGGAUUGCCAAGUGGCAGAAAUUGUAUGAGGAAAAAGUCAAAGCAAAUGAAGGAUCUCAGAAGGACUUAGAGCAGGAUUUAUUCCAGGAAUUAAAGCAAUGGCAAGAAAUGCUCACAUAUGAGUGUGAGCGCUAUGGAGGGGAUAAGCUGCUGUCCAGUCAGGAAGCACUGAAGACCAUGGUGCAGCUGCAGGAGAAGUGGAUGGAUUUGGCCCUGGUGCUUUUCAGGAGGCACCCUGGGCCUGAUGGGGAGACAUCCCAUUGUCAAGUCAUGAUGAUGGACCUGGGCAGAAUUCUGGAGGAGCUGCACAAGCAACUAGGAAUCAGAAUCACUGGAGAGAGUGGAAUCCAUAAGAUUAUGUUGUCUUUGGUUGGGGAAAUUGAAUUCUGGUCCUCAAGGCUUUCUGCUGUUAGUGGACUUUCAGGUGGAUUGCCCUAUUCUGAUUGGCUGAAAUUGCAAAAGGCCUUUUCUGGUUGGAGCAAGUUUGUCGAAGAAACUUUUCAGCUCAUAGAUUGCACUCACCCAGAGAGUGACCAACUGAAGCAGAAGGCCUAUGUCAGAGUUGACAUCGAGGAGGCUUUUCACAAGCAGCAAGAAUUUCUGUCAAUGCUGUCAAACAUUAUCGAAUUUGAAAACUACAGGCUUAAAGAGGAGUGCAGUGCCAUACACAUCUCCCUAACACAGUGGAUCUUAGACUUGCUGCUCCAGAUGGUGCCUGACUGCUGUGAUGAGAAAAAGCUGCAGCCAUCCUCUGAGAAGGAGGCCAAAAAUGUAGUUGCUAUUAAGAGGCUGGAAGAAGACGCAAUGUAUCUUACACAGAAACUGGAUCACUUUUCAAAAUACUUAACAAGUUCUUGUCAGGCUAUUGUUGAAGAAGACCUGCAGAAGCAUACGGCCGAGGACGAGCCAGUGGACGGAUUGUAUGAGCUCACCAAACUCCAGGUAGAGCAGGAGUGCUCAGAGUGGUUGGAGACAUGUCAAAUCCUGCUGUCAGAGAUUAAAGGCUGCCCAUUGGAGCAGCUGGCUCCCUCUACUCAGGUGGUCAGCUUUGUCACAGAUCUACCCCCAGUGCAAGACAGUGAGGAAUCAGUGGAGGCUGGAGCAAGCCCUGUUGAGUCAGUUGAGAUCAGCAAGGAAACAUCCUCCCUGAGGUUCAUAGGUCAUGAUGGCAACAUCCAAGAGAAGACUCUGAGGGAGUUGACAGUGCCCUUGAAGGAGGAUGAUGACGUGGUAGAUCGUCCUGAGACUCCCAAUGCACAAAGAGCAUUUGAGGCUUUGGCUGCAGUGGACGUUUUACAGCGAGAGCUUUUGAGUGCAGAGGAGAGGGCUCAACGGGCAGAGAAGAAAGCCCUCAGCACAGAGGAGCAGCUGCGAUCCGCAUUGGAGAAGAUCCAGAACCUGGAGCAGCAGCUUAAGGGCAGAACCAACCUCGAAGACAUGGAUGAAAAGAAGGUGGUUCCCAGUAAAGUUCAACUUCCCAGGGAGGUGGUAUCAGGCUGCUCUAAAUCCACUCUGAAAAUACCCAAGUCUGAGAAAUCCUCCAAGAAGUCCUGAAAUUCCACAAACAUUUGGAUUCCCAAAAGAGACAUUCUUCAGAGCACAGCAGUCACUGGGAGUUACAACUAUUGUGAAGAGUUCCAUAGUAAGAAUCCUUCAAUGAAUAAUAAAUAUCUUUUAAGAAUUACUAAUAUGUCACUGAUGAUGUUUUUACAGCAAAUAAACAUUUCAUGGGGCUAA
Molecule: messenger RNA, 3339 nt
Organism: Lepisosteus oculatus (spotted gar)
Lineage: Eukaryota; Metazoa; Chordata; Actinopteri; Semionotiformes; Lepisosteidae
Gene: axdnd1
Product: axonemal dynein light chain domain containing 1
Source: RefSeq, a predicted model, not a curated record